AUGUUUCACAGAUUCUCUGUCGCGCCUGCCAAGGUAGACAGCCAAAGCAAAGGCCCCGGAUCGGCUCGGGCCCGCAGCAAGAAAAACAACAAUAUUAGCGACGCAGACUGCAAUUCCAAUCCCGAAUACACACUUCAUCCCUUGGCCAAGCGACAAAAGGCCACCAAAGCAUGUGACCGCUGCCGCCUGCUCCGCAUCAAGUGCGAUGAACAGAAGCCCUGCACACAGUGCGUCGGCAUCAAGGCAGAGUGCGUCGUGUCGUACGCCCCUCUACGCUCUUCUCGGGCCGACAACAGCGGCCCUGACCGCGCGGGAUCCGAGUCAUUGACAGUACUCCCUCUAAGGUUGCCAUCACCCUCGCCUGCUGACGCUGUAUGUCGCGAUGACGGGGACAGCAUCAGUAGCUCCGCCGCCAACACUAGUCCGAUCAACCCAACUGUCCCUCCCUCUCGUAUGAACAUGGACAAGGGGACAAGAACCCCUCAAGAUACUGUUGACAAAGAAAGCUUCAAUCUUGCUCAUGUCCAAGGCUUCUUUGCCAGCGCGAAUGGCGCAGCCUCCUCACAUAACUCUGCCCUUGGAGGGUACCUGUUCCCCCAGCUCCCGCAUCCCACCGUUCCCUCGGGGGAACGCCUUCUAGCGUUGAACGUGCUUCACAAAAGCCAGCGGAGCUACUAUCUUCGUCUCUUCUGGGAAGCUCGCCACCCGCUUCUGCCGAUCAUGAGCAAGACAGGAUUCGCCGAGCUCGACGCCCUGCCCCCACCGACCGUGUAUGAUAAGUAUUCGGCAAGCAGCGCUCUGGUCGAUUCCAUAAUCGCUUUGGGCAUACAGCAUAGUAAUGCCACUGGGCUUGCCGAGCGGGUAUUGGGCCUCCAGCAGCGACCCUCCCAGCAGUACUACGACACAACCCUAUCAUCAGAAGCCAGCUGGCCCGGCUUUGAAUACUUCCAUCGCUGUCGUGAGUGCAUGAGGAUCAACACAGAGGGGAGCUUGGAGGCCCUACGAUGUCACAUUCUCAUGGUUCUCUACCUUGUGAAGGGCAAUGCGUUCCGCGACGCAUACAACCUGCUCGGCAUUACUGUCCGCAAGGCCUAUAUCGCCAAACUCCAUCGACCGCAAUUGAGUCAUCUUCCCGAGGCCGGAAAAACUGCUCGAAUACAGCUGUGGUGGAUGAUCUUCUCCCUAGAUCUCGAGUGCUCGCUGCAGCUCGACAUGCCCUCCGCCAGCCAAAAGAGUCUCGUCAAAUGCCCCUUUCCUACCGAGGAUGCUCUCGCCCGCUACGUUUCAUCCCCACGCGAGGACGGCAUGAACGCUUACGCUUACUCGACCCAUCUGGUUAACCUCGCCGUCGUUGUGACUGACAUUGGCACACGCGUCUCGACGGCGGACCUCGACGACGGCAGCAAUAGCCCGGCCACUCUCGAACAUCAUUCCCUUAAUCUCUCCUCCGCUCUCCAAAGCCUCGAGGUCUGGCGCGAUCGGCUACCUCCAGAACUCUUCCUGAGCCAGUGUGGGAAUGGCUCUGGCAACACGGCAAGCGGUGCUUUGAGGCUUCACUAUCACAGCGCAUACACGCUGAUCCAGCGUCCCUUCAUCCAUCUCCGCUACGCCCACUCUAGGGACACUAGCAGCAUUAUCACACCAGCUGACGCCCAGCAGCCAUACGUGGAGAUGCACAUUGCUAGUGCUCUCCAGCAUGCAACCAUUAUCAUCGGUACAGUCUUCACCAUCUGCUCCAUGUCUGACGUUUUUUACGGCUGGUCAGAGGUCAUACAGCCGCUCUGGAAUGCGACGUUGACAAUUGUAGCCUACGUCUCCGCCAACUCGCUCGCCUCCGUGGUGCCACGGGCGCUCGACUCCCUCAUGCAAGCCCAGAGAGUCUUCGAACUCUUCUCCCCCACCCAUCCGAGCGCACUCUCUGCAAAUGGCAUUGUCAAGUCACUCGUCGACAGCCUGCAGAGCAUUGGGGCACAGGACGCGUCCGCAGUUACCAAUGAUGAUGACCCGAUGGGCUGGGACCUGAUCGGGUCGUUGCUCGAGGAGCAGCAGACAUCCUUGGCUGGCUCCAAUACCAUACCCUCGUUUAACGAUCUCAAUGGCAGCGUGUCCUUCCCACCCUUUAUGUCUGCGGUUGGGGAGUUCUCAUGCACAACGGGCGUAAGCGCCUUCCAUCCGACCCCGGAAGAAGAACAGGAGCGUGAGCGGAUCCGGGAUUUGUCGAGAUAUUACUGCACAGUAACUGGAGCAUUUCCAGCACCUGACACAACGACUUCUGAAGAUGAAGAAACGCCCGUAGCACCGACAGGAGAUGAACAGCCAACAGGUUGUGAGCUAGCCAAGGACAUUGCACUCAACGCACUUGCCCAGCUCGGCGUCCUCCGCUUUAAUGCCAAUCGCUGCUUUGUUUCCAUAAUUGACGGCGAAACCCAGCAUAUCAUUGCCGAGACGACAAAAUCAGUGUCGCUACGAGAUAAAAACCGACACAAGUCGGGAGAUGGUAUCUAUCUCGGAGCACGGUCGCUGGAUUUAAUCUGGGGCGUAUGUCCCCACACCGUCAGCUUGUUCACAGGCCGCGCGACCAACGACAUUGAUACUAGCAAUAUAACCGCCAAUCGAACGCGCUAUAUUAUCCGGGAUUUCACGCUGGAGGAUUGUUUCAAGGAUCGGCCUUAUGUUCGAGAGUGGCCGCACAUGCGCUUCUACGCAGAGGUACCUCUAUUCAGCGCAUCUGGAUAUGUUUUGGGAUCUUAUUGCAUCGUCGACGACAAACCAUGGACGGAUUUCGGAGACGAUGAGGUCAAUGACCUCCAAGAGGUGGCGGAUGCGAUCGGACUGCAUCUGGAGAACGUGCGAAUGAGCCAGGCCCAUAUUCGGACAGAAAAAUUGGUCAAGGGCUUGACGGAUUUUGUUAAAGACCAUGCAGACUUCGAUCCUAAAGAGGCCUCUAAUCAUGGCCGUCUUCAGUCUAGUGUCAGUGCAGCAAAUCUCUUACCACAUGAAAUUGCUGCCACUACUGCAGACCCCGACGAUUCCGACACCACCCCGGUUCUUGAUGUCCCAUUGGGUCACGUUGUUCAAUGUGUUUCUCCCAAAUCCGGACAAUCAUCCUCUUCGACCGUCGCGGGGGAAGAAUCUGUGUUCUUUUUACAGGACCGAUGCUCCACGACCGAACCUUCGUCUCUCGACUCGGGUUUCUCAGAUCGACCAGUGGUGAUGAGCCCCGGCGAAGAAAAGUCGAUGGGCGAAGUGUUGAAGUCAGGAGACACCGAUGCGGCUCAGGGUAUUGACCAGGGCUUGUCGCAGUUAUCAUUAACCGAGAGCACGCCCAUAUACGAACGCAUUGCAUCUAUCUACUCGCGUGCAAGUGCGUUGCUUCGGGAUUCCAUGGAUCUGGACGGAGUUGCCUUUCUCGAUGCCUGUCCAACUGAUUUUGCCUUUGUACCAGAAGAACCGGAGAUUUGGGAGCCAUUGGCAGCUACAGAACCUGGGUUCCCGGCUGCUCCACUGCCUAUUACUCUCGGGUUAGCUCGUGCAGUGUCGCAUGAAUAUGACCUUCCAUGCGAUACUUUAAGUUGUGCGCUAAAGUUGUCAGCUAAAGACAACGCUGGGCCAAAUAAUCAAUCUCCCAGUAUACCGCAGGGAUUGCUUCAUCACAUGCUCAAGUCUUUCCCUCAAGGUCAGAUUCUGAGUCUAGAUGGGUUCGUUGACGAGGAUGAUGGCCUCUCAAAUCAUACGACCGGCGCCUUUGACUCUAGGCCUGAUCCCAACACCCAAACUUGUGCAAAACAUCUUGCGCGGUGUCUUCCUGGUGCUAAAUCCGCCUUGUUCCUUCCUUUAUGGGAUUGGAAUAAGUCUCGUUGGCUUUCUGGGGUGUUGGUAUGGACGACAAGCAGUUUCCGGGCGCUCGGGCUAGAGGAGUUACAUUAUUUCAAGGUUUUUGGUGAUUCUUUAAUUUCUGAAGUCUCUCGAAUUCAUUGGGCAACUACCGAGAGAUCAAAAUUCGAUUUCAUAUCCUCCGUCAGCCACGAGCUUCGCUCACCAUUGCACGGAAUACUGGCGAGCGCUGAAUUAUUACAUGCCAGCUCUCUUGGCCCAUCACAAGAGGAAAUGGUGACGAUGAUUGAAAAGUCCGGAUUGACUUUGCUGGAUACAACGAAUCACAUGUUGGAAUUCUGCAAGGUCAACAACUUGAGACAUACGGACAAGCUGAAUGAAAUGAUCUCGGAAAAUGAUACAGCCAAUCUUGUUUCCAAUUUUGACAUCAGUCAUUUGGUCGAAGAGGUUGCAGACAUAUUGUACACCGGCCAGCGAGCACCUGAGCAGGUGAGCCAGCUCGCUAAAAGGAUGUCGUCCAGCAACGAAGCAGGCGAUUCAAUCACCAAGGAUUUCAGGACACAAAAUCAAAUGUCCGUUGUCAUACGAAUCGAUCAAACAGACACUUGGACGAUUCGGUCUCUGACAGGUGCCUGGAGAAGAAUCGUGAUGAACCUUCUCGGCAAUGCGAUGAAGUGGACUACAGCCGGCUUCAUCGAAAUAGCGUUAUCAAAGGCCAGAGACCGAUCGAACUCCCAGUCGCCCCUGGUUCACCUCUCCAUUACUGAUACCGGCCGUGGCAUCGCGCCCGAUUUCAUCAAACACAAGCUGUUCGCCCCAUUUGCUCAAGAAGACCCGCUGUCUGAAGGCGUCGGACUGGGCCUGAGCACGGUACAGCAAUUAGUGAUGUCGCUGGGUGGGCAUGUUAAUGUGAGGAGCGAGAUAGGCAUAGGGACUCAGGCUGAUGUCUAUAUUCCGGUUCAAUAUUUACCGGCUAGUGUUGGUCCAGAGGAUAGCCAGGCCCCGACCACUACUCAGCCAGGAACCACCCCAAUGCAUGCAUGUCUGGUAGGCUUCAAUGGCUAUCCUGACCUCACAGAGGCACCCACUGGGAUUCUUACUGUCGAAGGCAAACGAAAUCUUUCCAUUCAGAGUGCACUCGCAAACAUCUUCAUGACGAAGAUGAAGUGGAAUAUCUCUCUGGCUGCCUCCAUCGAGAAGGCUCGAGGCCAGGUCAUUGUCAUAGAGGAAGAACUCCUCAGGCGAACUAUGGACGAAAAUGAUCAACUUGUUUCCGAAAUGGCGGCUCAGAAUGGCUUUGACUUCUUCAUCGUGCUGAGCGGCAAUGUCCCGAUUAUACUGGACAGCCUCUCUGUCAACAUCAUUCGCGUUGCCCAACCAUUCGGACCCCAGAAAAUUUACAAAGCCGUUGAAAAGAUCAUGAAGUGGCGCGAAAUCCAAAUACAACCCGAGUCCCCUGUGCCCGGCGCUGAUUUCCCGCUCAUGCCUCCGCAGACACCAACAGAAAGCAGUUCAGACUCAGGCUCAGAUCUCUAUGAUAGAAGGACAUCUGAGUAUUCGAAUGAAAGAGCAAUCUCACCAGGAGGAUCAAACAGCUCCACACCCCGACCAUCCAGCAAGCAAGCAUUGGCCCAUGUGCUCAUUGUGGAUGACAAUGAAAUUAAUGUCAAGGUACUGUCCCACGCUGUUUCCCAUGUUUACGACACAGCCCACAACGGCCUCGUCGCACUGGAGAAAUACAAAGCCUCAAAUUUUCACUACGACUUCGUCCUGAUGGACAUAUCAAUGCCGGUGAUGGACGGCCUCGUCUCAACAAGCAAAAUUCGCGAAUUCGAACGCGAAUACAACAUGAGACCCUCUUGCAUCAUGGCUGUAACUGGAGUUUCCUCCGCUGGCUUUCAGCACCAGGCUACUACGGCUGGUAUCGAUAACUACCUCAUCAAGCCUCUCUCCCUUCGCGCGCUCAAAUCUCUCAUGAACAUUGCUUGA
This is a messenger RNA of Penicillium expansum, 5823 nucleotides long. Its product is annotated as CheY-like superfamily. Gene Ontology annotation, biological process: phosphorelay signal transduction system; DNA-templated transcription; protein autophosphorylation. NCBI's taxonomy places the organism in Eukaryota, Fungi, Ascomycota, Eurotiomycetes, Eurotiales, Aspergillaceae. Gene Ontology annotation, molecular function: DNA binding; DNA-binding transcription factor activity, RNA polymerase II-specific; phosphorelay sensor kinase activity. The record is from RefSeq and is a predicted model, not a curated record. Bases 1 to 5823 code for a protein of 1940 amino acids. The transcript has 9 exons.